Molecule: messenger RNA, 468 nt
Organism: Stegodyphus dumicola
Lineage: Eukaryota; Metazoa; Arthropoda; Arachnida; Araneae; Eresidae
Product: histone-lysine N-methyltransferase SETMAR-like
Biological process (GO): DNA integration; DNA double-strand break processing; double-strand break repair via nonhomologous end joining
Cellular component (GO): nucleus; condensed chromosome; site of double-strand break
Molecular function (GO): double-stranded DNA binding; DNA topoisomerase binding; histone H3K4 methyltransferase activity
Source: RefSeq, a predicted model, not a curated record
AUGCCGUUAGCGAACGAACCGCUAGGCAAUGGUUCCAAAAGUUCAAGUCAGAGGAUUAGUGAUGCACCACGCAGCGGUCGGCCACGAGCGCUGGACGAUGAGGCCCUGAGAGCAGCCAUAGGGAGUGACAGCAGUCAAACAUGUGCUGAGCUUACUGCACAUUUCCAGGUAUCUGAUCAAACGUUCAGACUCCAUUUGCACUGCAUAAGAAAUACAUACAAGCUGAGCAAAUGGGUACUCCACUCACUCUCUGAGGCAAACAAGCAAAGGCGUGUCGCUGCCUGUUUAUCAUUGCUUACUCGGCACCGCAAUGCAUCCACAUUUGAUCUAGUACUCACCAGCGAUGAAAAGUGGGUCCAGUAUGACCCACUCAAGCGUUCCAGACAUUGGUUGUCAGCACGGGACCCUGUGACUCACACUGUGAGACCUUUUCUCCAUCCACGCAAGAACAUGCUCUGUAUCUGGUAG